AUAUAUUCCUUCAAGCUUUGAGAAGAGAGACAGAGAAAUUUCUUGCUUAUCUGCAAUGGGAAAGACAUGCUCUUUUCAGUGCAAAGAGGCUGCAAAGUGUGAGCUUGUGGGAUUUGAAUCUCUCCCAACUUUCCUCAAAGACAAUGAGUUCAUCUUGAACUACUACCGUUCUCAAUGGCCAUGGAAGCAAACCAUUCUCAGCAUCUUCUCAAUUCACAAUGAAACCCUCAACAUCUGGACGCAUUUGAUAGGAUUCAUCAUCUUCCUCACUCUCACCUUAUGCACAAUGCACGCCUUUGCUCCAUUAACCUUCAGUCAGAGCUCAUCAGAUAAAGUCAUGAUCUUGAAUACUACUUCUGCCACAAUAUUCAGAGCUCAAGUUCCAGCCAACCAAACCAACAUCAUUAAUCUCCUGAGUAUUAUGAAAGAUGAUGAUGUGCUUGAGAGUAUGAUUACACGUUGGCCAUUCUAUGCAUACUUGUUUGGAGCCAUGUUUUGCUUGUUAACAAGCAGUGUGUGCCACCUUCUAUCAUGCCACUCAGAGCACUGUGCAUACACCAUGCUCAGACUAGACUACACUGGAAUCUCAACCCUAAUUGUCACCUCUUUCUACCCUCUUGUUUACUACACCUUCAUGUGUGACCCCUUUGUUCGAAACCUCUACAUCAGCUUCAUUACCAUCUUUGGUGUUGGGGCUAUUUUUGCUUCGCUUGUGCCCGUGUUUCAAACGCCAGAGUUUAGGUCUGUACGUGCAUUGCUCUUCUUUUGCAUGGGUGUAUCAGGAAUUGUGCCUAUCAUACACAAGCUGAUGGUUUUCAGCGAGGAACCGGUGGCAGUGAUGACGGCAGUGUAUGAGCUUGCGAUGGGUGGUUUCUAUGGGCUUGGGGUUGUUGUUUAUGCGACGAGGGUGCCGGAGAGGUGGAUGCCAGGGAAGUUUGAUCUUGUGGGACAUAGCCAUCAGCUCUUCCAUGUUCUUGUUAUUGCCGGAGCUUACACACACUAUCUUGCAAGUGUGAUGUACUUGAAUUGGAGAGAAAUGGACCAGUGUUAUUAGAUUUAGCAAAUAAUCACUUGGCAAUGUGUAUAAUUCUUUGAUUCAUUCAAAAUG
Dioscorea cayenensis subsp. rotundata (Guinea yam) is the source of this 1108-nucleotide messenger RNA. RefSeq names its product heptahelical transmembrane protein 4-like. The record is from RefSeq and is a predicted model, not a curated record. Gene Ontology annotation, cellular component: membrane. The coding region runs from base 56 to 1054 and encodes 332 amino acids. The transcript has 3 exons. Lineage: Eukaryota; Viridiplantae; Streptophyta; Magnoliopsida; Dioscoreales; Dioscoreaceae. Gene Ontology annotation, molecular function: signaling receptor activity.